Messenger RNA from Brassica napus (rape), 5080 nucleotides. Its product is annotated as receptor-like serine/threonine-protein kinase SD1-8. Lineage: Eukaryota; Viridiplantae; Streptophyta; Magnoliopsida; Brassicales; Brassicaceae. Gene Ontology annotation, molecular function: ATP binding; protein serine/threonine kinase activity. Gene Ontology annotation, biological process: protein phosphorylation; recognition of pollen. The record is from RefSeq and is a predicted model, not a curated record. Bases 1160 to 3613 code for a protein of 817 amino acids. The transcript has 7 exons.
AUUUGUAUAUUUUUUCUUUUCUGAUUGAUCUCUUCUUUUUGAUUUAGAUUUAGUAAUUUGUGAAUUUAAAAAAUCAUCUGAUUCUUCAAUAUAAAGCAUUUUCAAUCUUUUUUUAGAAAGAAAAUUACAGGGCCUUCCACAAAAAUGUCUGUGAAACACUAGCCAGGAGAGAAAAUAGGAAAUCAAAGACUUCAUAUUUUUCACAUUUAUGGUUUUUCUUUUACUUGGAAAUUAAUUUUGUUUGUAGGUUUUAUUUUUUUUUCCUUAAAGUUUAAUACAUUUUUAAUUUUCUUUGGAUUUUCAAAAGAAGAAGGUUUAUUGAAAGCAAAAGAUCCUAGUCGACAAUUUGGCAUAUUAUCUAGAGUUAUUUUUGGGUUCACUCUCUAGGGUGAACUUCUAGAUUCAUCAAUUAAUAGUAUUUUGUUAUUUCAUAUUCAAUAUCUUUAAAAAAAUAUUGUAGGUAUAUUAUAUUUUUAAUAUAAAAAGGUAAAAUAAAUAAAAAUAGUAGUAGUUGUAAAAAAAGAAUUUUUUAAAAAUAUUUUUAUCGCCGUCAGCAAAAUACUAAACUCUAAACCCUUGAAAUAUCCUAAACUUUGGAUAAAACCUAAACCCUAAAUCAAAACACUAGACACUAAAUCUUGAAAAUACUAAACCCUUGAUCCUAAACCCUAAAAUACUUGGACAAAAAUAAUUAAAAAUAACAGUAAUUGCUAAAGUUCUUUUUUAAAAAAAAUAUUUUUAACGCCAUAAACAAAACACUAAAUUUUACUGAUAUUUUAAUAAAAAUGAUUCUCCUUAAGAAGUUUUAGAAAGCAGUGAAUUUUCUCGGGAUGGCCAAACACUAAGGAGCAUCCGCGUCUCCCGGCAAACAUAGGUUUGCAUGACCUAAAAUAGAGGAUCAUGUUUUGAUAUCAUCGAUGUGGAGUUUGUUCGAUUAGUCAAGGACUUCAUAUGCUAUGCUUUUUCCUGAAUAGUUAAAUUAAUUGCACAUGUAGUUUUGCUAUCAUUUGUGUUCAAAUUAAUAGACAGAUUGUAAAAGUCAAAGCAAUAUUGUGAAAAUUCAAAGCGUAUAUGGUCAACUGAACUUAGUGUAGAACAAAAAUAUAUAUACCGUCAAUGACUAAACAGCACAAAAGUAAACAAAAAAAGAAAAAGAGAGAUGAAGGUACGUUUUUUCUUCAUCUUAGUUCUCCAUCUUUCCUCAAAAUAUGAUUCGAAAAUUGUAUCGACAGAGCCGUUUAAGAUAUCUACUCGAAGAAACAUCUUGUCCCCAGAAAAAGUCUUUGUGUUUGGUUUCUUUAAACCGUCGACAACUUCCGGAGUAGCUGACCGCUGGUAUCUCGGCAUAUGGCACCACAGGCUUCCUCAGGAAGUCGUAUGGGUUGCGAAUAGAGACAACCCAAUGUCGAAGCCCGUAGGAACCCUCAAAAUCUUGGAUACCAACCUGGUACUCCUUGAUCAACACGGUACCCGCGUCUGGUGGACCAAUAGGACUAGCACAAAUCUCAUGAAAUCACUAGUGACUGGAGAGCUUCUUGACAGUGGGAACUUCGUGUUAAGGUACUUCAACAACGACUCAUCAACUGGGUGUUUGUGGCAGAGUUUCGAUUUUCCGACGGAUGCUUUAGUGUCCAAUAUGAAACUAGGGUUUGAUGCCAAAUCGAAUAUAAAUAGGGUCUUGGAAUCUUGGAGAAGCUCGGAUGAUCCGUCAUCAGGAGAAUUCACCUAUGGAGUGGAACGUCAUGAGCUCGUGCAGAGUGUCACUCGGAAGAAGGGUCUGCCAACAUUCCGGAGUGAACCCUGGAAGAUUAAAAAUGAGAGUGGAAAUUUCACCUACGUGACGUACAACAUUACCGUAACCAGAGAAGAGGCCACAUAUUUCUUCACUGUCACUAAUAAAACCUUCUUUUCCAUAUUGAGAUUGUCCUACAACGGCGUGUUGAAGCGGUCAACUUGGGUUCCAAAACCACAACAAUUGUGGAAACGCGUAGAUCGUAUUUUACCGCAUGAUACAUGCGGGUUAUACAACAAAUGUGGACCUAAUGGUAUAUGUGAUACAAGCAGAUCACGAAUCUGUGGUUGCAUUCAUGGAUUUAAGCCGAGAGACCAAGAAGCAUGGGGUUUUCAAGACUGGACAGGUGGGUGUAUGAGGAAGACUAAGUUGAAUUGCUCUGGAGAUGGGUUUGAGAAGCUUAGGAAAAUGAAGUUGCCGGAUAUUACAAAGUCUAUUGUGGACAUGACUAUUGGGUUGAAGGAAUGCAAAGAAAAGUGCAAUAGGAAUUGCAAUUGUACUGCAUUUGCUAACCCGGAUAUGCAAAAUAGCUGUGUGAUUUGGGUGGGAGAAAUCCUCGAUCUUCGGAAGAGCAUGAUUGCCGGUCAAGAUCUAUUUGUUAGAUUGGCUGCUACUGAUAUAUCGGUGACAAAUUCAAACAAAAAUACAAGAAAAAUGAGUGCAAAAAGCAUAAUGUUGAUUAUUGGAAUCUGCAUUGUGUUUCUUCUGGGUGUCAUCUUCAUAUUGUUCUGUUUCUGGAAAAGAAAGAAGAAGAUUCCAACAAGAACCGUUGCACCACCUAUUGGGAAUUUACAAUGUGUACCGAUGGAGCUAGUAAAGGUUGUCAAGGCCACAGAAAACUUUUCUGAUUGCAACAAGAUAGGAAAAGGUGGUUACGGUAUUGUUUACAAGGGGAUUUUACCAGAUGGGCAAGCAAUCGCAGCUAAAAGGCUGUUGGUGAGAUCAGCUCAUGGGAUCGAAGGUUUCACCAACGAGGUGAAUUUGAUCGCCAGCGUUCAGCAUGUCAACCUCGUCCAGCUACUCGGAUACUGCUUUGAGGGAGAGGAGAUGAUUCUACUCUUUGAACUAAUGGAGAAUUCCAGUCUCGAUACGUAUAUUUUCGACAAAACCAAAAGCUAUAAGAUUGAUUGGGAGAAGCGAUGGGAUAUAACUAAUGGUAUUGCUCGGGGACUUUUAUAUCUUCAUCAAGAUUCUCGGUAUCGGAUCCUCCACAGGGACCUGAAACCGAGCAACAUCUUGCUUGACAAAGAUAUGGUACCAAAAAUCUCCGACUUCGGGAUGGCUAAGCUAUUUGCAAGGGAUGAGACAGAAGCUACUAGUACAACGAAUAUGGUCGGAACUUUCGGCUAUAUGCCUCCCGAAUACGCGAUAGAUAGGAUAUGCUCUGUCAAAUCAGACGUUUUCAGUUUUGGAGUCUUGCUUCUCGAGAUAAUCGCUGGAAAGAGAAACAACGAAUUCUUAUACUACAACGAAGAAAGCCUUCUUUUCUAUAUAUGGAAGCUCUGGUUGGAAGGAAAAGGGCUCGAUAUUGUAGAUCCUGUUAUCGUUGAUUCCUCAUCAACAUUUCGACCAAGUGAGGUUCUAAGAUGCAUCCAUAUUGGUCUCCUGUGUGUUCAAGAAACUAAAGAUAAUAGACCGCUGAUGUCGUCUGUUAUGUUGAUGCUCACAAGCGAUAAAACAGAGAUGAAUCAGCCUGAACGUCCUGGUUCUUUCGUCAUUCGAAAUCGUUUUGUGAUUGGUUCCUCAUCAUCAAACCUGCCAAACAAAGAAACUUGCACGCCGUUCGAUAUAGCCGACUGGACGCCCGUUAGUGCUGGGUAAUCAGCUCUUCACCUCAGGCUAAGACAGUCUUUUCUCGUCUAAAUUUUAUUACAUAGUAAAACAAAUGUAUUAUCAUAGUAAAUACAUGCACUGUCAAAUAGUAAGCCUUAAUAAUGGGUUCUUUAUAAGAAAUGCUGUGACUAAAUAUGUUGACUUUAUAGUUUGUUAUUAUUCCCUCUCAAAUUAUGCAACCCACUUUAUUUCCUCUUAAAAAUGUUGACUUCUUUAGAAAACUCCCCAAACAUCACAUUAAAAUCGAAGAAAAUCAAACUUGUAAACCUAUCAUUAACUUUGUACCCACACUUUUUGACCAAAACACAUCACCAAAUCCAACUGACCUAGUGACUAAUAAUAUACACCAAUUAUUUGUCUGAGAAUUCAUAGUGAUGCAAUGGUUGUCAUGAGGCCCGGCUCUGAAACUUCUGAAAAAACAUUGGGCCGGAAGCUUAAAAAAAAAAUUGGGCCGGAAUAAAUUAUAAAAACAAGGAAAACAUUUGCAGUUUCAAAGAAUUGAAACCAUGACAGCCACUUACUUACUCUGCAUGUUUUGUCAGUUGAACUAAUGAAACUUUUGAAAAAAUAAAGGCCGAUAAGUUAUGUAUUUUAAAAACGGCUGGAAGCUGAUGCUUCCUCCGUUUCCUACCAGGGCCGCUACUCUCAUGUAUAUAUCUUUCAUACACAUAUACAGACCACACGGUAAGGUUAAAUGAUUAAUACAACAGAGAAUGGUACGGUUUAAUUAUAGUAAGUCAAGUCACAUGCAUUAUGACCUUAUAAAUCUCUUACUUAUUAAUAGAGAAACAUUACUAUGGAGUAAUUUUUGUUUUCUACUUUAAUUACAACAGUGUCAUUUUGCUGACGUAUCAAACUAAUUGUCCUUCUCAGCCCAAUUAUUUAAAUUUCCUUUCAUUACUAGAAAAUUUACAUAAAAUGCCACUGGUCUAACUAUUUCGUCCGACAUGAUUUUUAAAAUAUGUCUAUUGUUCUAUGUUCAAACUCUUACUAACCGCCAAUUUAUUAAAACAUACCCAUUCGGUUCUCACUUUAUUUGAUCAGACCAACACCAGUUUCAACUAAAGAUUGUUCUAUAUUCACUCUUACCAACCGCCAGUUUAUUAUAAAAUACCAACUCGGUUCUCUAUUUAUUUCAUCAGACCAACACCAUUGUCAACUGAUGGUGCUUCCGUGCAUCCCAAACUACAUUUGUUCCUACAAAAAGACAAUUUUGAUUUUUUUUUUGCACAAUGUCAUUAUUCUAUUAAAAAGGUGUUAUGUGCCAGAACUCCACCAUUCUAUCUUCGACUGUUUCAGCCAUUUAUGUCACUAUUGUGUCAUCGUAUAAUUAAUUGUAUUUUAUAUGUACCAUCAUAUGAAUAAUCAUAGAAUUGAUAGUAUUUUAUAUGUAUAAUCAUAUAAAUAAUCACAUAUAUUAUAUUUUAAAACUUAAUGUGAAAUAAAAAAAACCAU